Molecule: messenger RNA, 231 nt
Organism: Podarcis lilfordi (Lilford's wall lizard)
Lineage: Eukaryota; Metazoa; Chordata; Lepidosauria; Squamata; Lacertidae
Source: the annotation of a GenBank genome assembly
AUGGACUCGGCGCGCUCCAUCCAGCACGAGAUCAGCUCGCUCAAAGGUACCCGACGGCCGCCCGCCCGCCUGUGCCCCCCGGGAGACGCGCUGCGGAGAGAGGGGGGCCAGAAGCGGGGCGGCCCCUGGCAGGACUGCAGCGCGACGGAGGGGUCCGGGGCGCGCGCCUGGGUGGGGCAGGCCGCCCCCCAUCCCUCGGCUGCGGCGCAGCACCUCCGCCCGGCCAGGUGA